GUAAAGUAAUCAUUUUUUUUUCUUCGAAUUCUUGGGUUCCAGAGAUUUUCAUUAAGUUUUGAAAUCAUAAUCUAUUACCAUCAGAUGUCUAUUAAUAGUCUAUGAAUCAAGCUUAUGCUCAUUAAGUUAUCUCAAAUCGACAAAUUUAUGCACUUGUUUCAUGAUUAAGGCACAAAGUUUCAAUCUUUACUGUCUCUCUCUCUCUGGGCUACCGAACUCGACAAACCCAAGACCCCCUUUUACGAGGAAUCGAUCAUCCAGAAGUUUCAGAUCAAACGGAGAACGGGAACUCUUUCACAAUCAAUCGACGCCAAAUGGGAUCUGGAGCGGGCAGUUUUUUCAAGGUCAUCCUAAAAAACUUCGAUGUUCUUGCCGGGCCUCUUGUGAGUCUUGUAUAUCCUCUCUAUGCAUCAGUUAGAGCCAUAGAAACAAAGUCUCCUGUGGACGAUCAGCAAUGGCUUACUUACUGGAUUCUGUAUUCUAUGCUCACACUCUUUGAGCUUACAUUUGCAAAAGUUCUUGAAUGGAUCCCUAUCUGGCCAUAUGCAAAGUUGAUUUUGUCAUGCUGGUUGGUCAUUCCAUACUUCAGUGGUGCUGCAUAUGUGUACGAGCAUUUCGUAAGGCCUCUAUUCAUCAACAAACAGACAGUUAACAUUUGGUAUGUUCCAAAGAUGAAGGACUUCUUCAGCAAGCCUGAUGACAUCCUAACCGCUGCAGAAAAGUACAUUGCUGAAAAUGGGACUGAAGACCUCCAAAACAUCAUCAACAGGGCUGAUAAGGCUCGAACAAGUAACCGUUACAUGAGCUACACUGAGAACCACGACCACGACCACGAUUACAACCACGAUUACUGGCACUAGUCUAUAUCAUGUGUUGGAGGAGGGUAAGAUAGGAUAAUCUUUUGGCUGUCAGUUGGUUGAUGCUGUGUGAUAGUGUUUAUCUGUAUGUUUUGUAUUUGUUCAUAUGAAACACUAAACACUCCGUAAGUGUAAGAUAUUCCUUCUAAGUAGUUGGUCUAAUAUUAUUAAUGGCUUCUGGAGCUUUGAUGUCUUA
Molecule: messenger RNA, 1053 nt
Organism: Cucumis melo (muskmelon)
Lineage: Eukaryota; Viridiplantae; Streptophyta; Magnoliopsida; Cucurbitales; Cucurbitaceae
Product: HVA22-like protein a
Exons: 6
Coding region: 315-860 (181 amino acids)
Source: RefSeq, a predicted model, not a curated record